Pogoniulus pusillus (Red-fronted tinkerbird) is the source of this 1056-nucleotide messenger RNA. It is a transcript of the gene TNFRSF13B, whose product is annotated as TNF receptor superfamily member 13B. The transcript has 6 exons. Gene Ontology annotation, biological process: B cell homeostasis; negative regulation of B cell proliferation; hematopoietic progenitor cell differentiation. Gene Ontology annotation, cellular component: plasma membrane. NCBI's taxonomy places the organism in Eukaryota, Metazoa, Chordata, Aves, Piciformes, Lybiidae. The record is from RefSeq and is a predicted model, not a curated record. Bases 1 to 1056 code for a protein of 351 amino acids.
AUGGCACCGCCUGGCACAGCACGGCAGGCACUGCUGCGCGGUGGGAAGCCUUUGGCAUCACACCCAGGGACCAAGACCAUCACCCAGGUUGCCUCCAGGUCUAAAUCCUGCAGCAGGACAGAGCUCCCCCGGGAGCCGUCCCUGCCGCCGCCGCUGCUGCUGCUGCUGCUGCUGCUGCUGCUGCUGCUGCUGCUGCUUGGGGGAGCUUUACACAUCAAGUGGAGUUUCAUUAUGAUGCCAGAAGACCAAAAGGAGAUGUCAGAAGUUACACACAGGAUGGCACGAAGCACCCCCACUCUACAGAGGAGUUCAGAAGGCAUGGAUGGGCAGCACGCCGGGUGCGGGGCCAUGAGCAACUGCACCGACCAGCAGUACUGGGACAGCCUCGUCUGCCAGUGCAUCCCCUGCAGCCUGGUCUGCGGCCAGCCCGCCGGCAGGAGGUGUGCCGCCCUCUGCGAGUCCAUGGAGUGCAACAGGAGAGUUGGCUUCUACUAUGAUGAGCUCCUGAAAGCAUGCAUUGAUUGCAGCGUGGUCUGUGGGCAGCACCCGAAGCAAUGUGCCCCAACCUGUGAAGAUGCCUGGGUGGCCACCCCGCCUCCACCAGCAGCUGUGCUGGAGCAGAAGGCUUGUGUGGAGCAGGAGCCAUGGCUGGUGGUGUAUCUGCUCCUGGGGCUCUGUCUCUGUGCCCUCAUCUGCUCCCUGCUCCUGGGCUGGACUCACCUGCGGAGGAAGGGUGAGGUGGUCUCCUGCCAAGCCAGUGCUGGGACAUGCCACCGCAAGGAGGACCCCUCCAAAGAUCACCUGGUGGAAGCAGGCAGCGUGGGUGAUGGAUUCGCCGGCAGCAGGGUCCCAGAGCCAGUGGAAACCUGUGGCUUCUGCUUCCCUGGACAUGGCUCUGCUGUUCAGGAGACCAAACCGUGCCAUGGCACCUCCCACCACGCCCAGGAAAGGGCUGCUCCCUCUCACACUGGAAGUGCUGGGGCCAUCCCCAGCCCUGAUGAUGGCCACUUCAAAAUCAUUUGCUCUCCUUCACAAGAGAAGACACCUGUGGCAUGA